AAGAAAGGUUUGUAUAACAGGACAUACUAGAGAAUCAAAAGUGAAAGUAAAGUGAUCCUAUGCGUUGCAAUAGCCUCGACUUUAUAUUUGACUGUACUUUCAACAGAUACCGACUAUGGACCUAGAAGAGAUCACUUUUUCUGGCUGGACUGCAAUUGAGGAGAAGAAGCUCCAUGCAGGCGAGAAGCCCAAAGACGAGAAAGUUUACACCAUGUACCAUGGCACGUUUCUCAAGAAUGUCCAGCGUAUUAUCACCAGUGGGUUCCAACGCUCGAGCGAUGGAAUGUUGGGAUCGGGGGUCUACGUGAGCCGUAAUAUCGACAAAGCAAAGUGUUACCCGCUGAAUGCUGACAAGAAGGAAGCCGUAGUGUUGAAGUUAAAGGUGCGGGUUGGCAAGGUGAAGAAGAUCGACAUUGAUAACCAUCCGCUUCAGAAGUCAUGGCACCAGAAUGGUUACGACAGUUGCUGGGUGCCACCAAACUGUGGCAUUACCGCUAUUAAAUCUGGCCGAGAAGAGGAUUGCGUCUGGGAUCCCGCCCGGAUUGUGGUGGUGGAUGUGGCCUGCUGUCUGGACGAUAAAACGCGCUGGGACCUCCGAAAGCAAAUACGCGGCAUGAAUAACCAUGGCGCAAAAGACGGGUGCAGCCAGUGCCACCAGAAUACCUCAAACACUGGGUCUCACCCUAUCCAAAGCUGUUGGACAUGCACCAAACAGAUUUGCCCCUUUCAGAAGAAGCAUAUGUGCAACAAGUAACAAGGCUACUUGCACAAACAACUAGUCCUACUUUGCGUGGCCUGUCUCGCUUUUGACCCAUCACCCAAUGUGACCUUGCAUACCAUUUUCAAAUUAAGCUUGUUGUCGAUGUCAUGUUUUAAUGUAUUUUGUGUAAUCAUUGCAACCUAAUUGUAUUGGGAUCGAAUUUGUUAACGGACUUGCCUGGUUAAAUAAAGUUUCAAUUGUAUUAGACAAAUUAAGCAAUAUAUAGGGCCGACAUGGGAAAACAACUUGUCAUUAUGUCAAAUUAAGAAUUUACAUUGGACGUUUUGUUGUAGCCUAAUUCUUUUGCAUGUUAUAUACGGUAAAGGCUAUGCUUUUUUAAAUUUUUAAAUGGACCAUACAGAAGCCAGCCUAGGCUACUUAGUUUCCUAAUAGGCUGCACUAAUAUCAAACGAGGAAAAUGUGUAAUAUUUGACGGAUACAGCUGUUUCUCGUGCCGCGUUCACGUGCUAGUCAGAACUAGGAAACUCAUUUCCGACUCGCUGAACUGGGCAAAACUAAUCAGUUAGCGAGUCGGACAUUUCAGAGUUUCCUAGUUCCGAUAAGCACGUGAACGCGGUAUCAGUCAAUGAACAAGCGUGUGUUCAGACUGUCUUGUCAAGUUUCUCCGCCUGAUGACCAAUGGACAGGACAUAUACUUCAUGGGUCAUCAUGACGAAGUGCCGGGAGAUAUGCGCGUUAGCCUGCUAGUCGGAACUAGGAAACUCGGAAAUGUCCGAUUAGUUAGCUAAUCGUUUAUGACUACAACCGGUUAGUAAAUUGGAAAUUUCAAAGUUUCCUAGUUAUGACUGGCACGUGAACGCGGCAUUAGCCGGGCGCAGUCCUACAGUGUGUGUAUAUAUCUGGUUAGGUGCACCUUCACCUCAGUAGGUGGCGGUACUUACUGUAAACGUCAUGGACACCUGUUUCAGAGAAUAGAGCAAGAUGGCUCCAUGGGAACCAGGAAGUAAAUAAAUGUCAUUGAAGAGUCAAUAGACUCAAUAGAGCCUCGAGAAGAUCAAUUAUGACAAUUUCAAAUCGUUUGCGGUAAGUUUAUAUGUCCCAAUUUGUUUUACAGUGGAACUAUAUGUAAAAAUGCAGAGUGUCAUGAACAAAAACGCAAUAGUUUGUCUCUGAUAUAAACUAUAAACAACCCAAAUACUGUU
Oncorhynchus nerka (sockeye salmon) is the source of this 1923-nucleotide messenger RNA. RefSeq names its product grass carp reovirus (GCRV)-induced gene 2o (gene gig2o). Gene Ontology annotation, cellular component: cytoplasm. Gene Ontology annotation, molecular function: NAD+ poly-ADP-ribosyltransferase activity. The record is from RefSeq and is a predicted model, not a curated record. The transcript has 2 exons. The coding region runs from base 116 to 754 and encodes 212 amino acids. NCBI's taxonomy places the organism in Eukaryota, Metazoa, Chordata, Actinopteri, Salmoniformes, Salmonidae.